Eublepharis macularius is the source of this 17336-nucleotide messenger RNA. RefSeq names its product midasin AAA ATPase 1 (gene MDN1). The transcript has 102 exons. The record is from RefSeq and is a predicted model, not a curated record. Gene Ontology annotation, cellular component: preribosome, large subunit precursor; nucleus. Gene Ontology annotation, molecular function: ATP hydrolysis activity; ATP binding. NCBI's taxonomy places the organism in Eukaryota, Metazoa, Chordata, Lepidosauria, Squamata, Eublepharidae. Gene Ontology annotation, biological process: ribosomal large subunit assembly; rRNA processing. Bases 48 to 16697 code for a protein of 5549 amino acids.
UCUCCGGUCUCUGGGCCGAAAGGAGCCCGGGCCGAGAGAGGGGAAGGAUGGAGAAUCUGAGGCUCAGCCUAGCGGCUUCGCUGCAGGUGGUGGCGCAGAAGAACGAGAGGAGCAGUGGCGAGCUCAGCAGGUUCCUCGCCAAACAGGUCUGGAAUCGGCAGGACCGGCAGUGCAUCCUCAAUGCCUUAGGACAGUUGUUGCUGGACAAAGAAUGCACUCUUUUGAUCAGUCGUCAGUUUCGUCCAAUACUUCUGGAUCUCUUGGAAAGAAAUGCGGAAGUUAUUAAAUCUGGUGGCCAGAUCAAUUAUGAUCUUCAUGAAAGAUUCUGUGUAGCAAUGAGCAAACUUAUUGGUGAUCAUCCAGACGUGAUGCCAUUUGCUAUGAGAUAUUUUAAGGAUACUUUCCCAGUGUUCCAAAGACUGUUUCUGGAGAGUUCAGAUACAAACACUGUUCGGUAUGGGCGAAGACGAAUGAAGUUAAGAGAUCUCAUGGAAGCAGCUUACAAGUUCUUACAGAAAGAACAGUCUAUAUUCAGAGAGUCAUGGGACUGGAGUGUUUGUGUUCCAUUACUGAGGAGUCAUGAUACUUUGGUCCGAUGGUACACUGCCAGUUGUCUUGCUUUGGUUACGUGUAUGAAUUAUGAAAAUCGAUUGGCUUUCCUAAAGAAGAUCUUUAAUUCAGAAGAAUUGAUACAUUUCAGACUUAAAUUGCUAGAAGAAUCACGGAUGCAGAAUGUGGAGUGUGCCCUUGUCUUGGCCAAUACAGACACUUCUUUUUGGAACAAAGAGAAGGAACUGCAAUAUACUCGUGGUGAGAUAGUAUCUGCUGAUCUUUCUGCAAAGGUAGUAGCAGUCUGUGGAGUUGUGCUACCUAGGCGGAACUCUGAGCCUGGGGUAAAUCAGGAGAACAUCUUGAACCAGUUUGUGUUGGUGGAAUCCACCUGUACAAAUCUUCAAAACCUUGCUAUGGCUGUAGCUUCACAGAGCGCAGUGUUACUUGAAGGGCCAGUAGGAUGUGGCAAAACAUCUUUAGUUGAAUACUUGGCAGCAGUUACAGGAAGAAUAAAACCUCCUCAUAUUCUGAAAGUCCAACUGGGAGAUCAAACUGACAGCAAGACCUUACUGGGCAUGUACCGUUGUACAGAUGUACCAGGUGAAUUCGUGUGGCAACCAGGGACCUUGACCCAAGCUGUCAGCAAAGGGCACUGGAUACUUCUGGAGGAUAUUGACUAUGCUCCUUUGGAUGUGAUCUCUGUAUUGAUUCCUCUUUUGGAAAAUGGAGAACUAUUGAUUCCUGGGCGCAGUGACUGUAUAAAAGUGGCUCCUGGAUUCCAUCUUUUUGCAACAAGAAGAGUCUUCAGCUGUAGUGGUGGUUGGUACAGACAACAGAACACCCAUGCUACUCUUUUGGACAAGUACUGGACGAAGAUUCGGCUGGAUAAUAUGAAUAAGGCUGAACUCAAAGAGAUUCUUCAAAGGAGUUAUCCUAAACUAUCCACAGUAAUGGAUCACCUACUAGACAUCUAUACUAAACUGAGUGGCAGCAAACAUCUGUCUGAAAAUAAUAUUUCAGGAGAUGAGAACAUGACAGAAGAUGCAUCUCAUUUAUUACCAGAAACCAAAAGGCCGAGUUUAGAGGGCAGAGAGUUAUCUCUGAGGGACCUACUGAAUUGGUGCAACAGGGUUGCUUACGGCUUUGACAGUUCUUCUCCUUCCACUGCGCUGAACAUUUUUCUUGAGGCAUUGGAUUGUUUCACGGCUAUGCUGUCCAGGCAUAGCAGUAGAAUGAGGAUGGCGGAAGUCAUUGGCAGCAAACUGAACAUUUCUAAGCACAAGGCUGAAUACUACUGUCAACUUCAUAAACCAGAAAUUGUAAUUGGGGAAGAAGAAGUCACAGUAGGAAGAGUCCAACUCUUUAGGGACAAAACCCAUUCACUUCUCAUGCAAAGGAAAAAGCAGACCUUUGCACCCACACGUCCAUCUUCAGUGUUAAUUGAGCAGCUUGCAGUUUGUGUUGACAGAGGAGAACCUGUACUGUUGGUUGGUGAAACAGGGACAGGCAAAACAUCUACUGUUCAGUACCUGGCUCAUAUUACAGGACACCACCUGAGGGUUAUCAAUAUGAACCAGCAGAGUGAUACUGCAGAUCUGCUAGGGGGGUAUAAACCAGUGGAUAAUAAAGUGAUUUGGUUGCCCUUGCGAGAGUCUUUUGAGGAGCUUUUUGCUCAGACAUUUUCCAGAAUACAAAACCAGACUUUUCUGGGGCACAUUCAGACAUGUUAUAGGCAGAAACGAUGGCAUGAUCUUCUCAAACUCAUGCAGCAUGUUCAUAAAUCAGCUGUUAAUAAAGAAGCAGAAGAGAAUGCAUCUGGUUCUCCUUUGAAGGAAAAGUGGAAAGAAUUUGGGAUUCGACUGAAUCAUGCUCAGCAACAAAUGAAGAUGACGGAAAAUUCUCUGGUCUUUGCAUUUGUUGAGGGCAUACUGGCACAAGCUGUGAAGAAAGGUGAAUGGAUUCUACUGGAUGAGAUUAACUUGGCUGCAGCAGAGACUUUAGAAUGCCUGAGUGGUUUACUUGAAGGUCUCUCUGGUUCAUUGGUAUUGCUGGAUAGAGGAGACACAGAGCCAUUGGCACGUCACCCAAAUUUUCGUUUGUUUGCUUGUAUGAAUCCAGCUACUGAUAUUGGAAAAAGAAAUCUACCUCCAGGAAUACGGAACAGGUUUACUGAACUUUACGUACAAGAACUACAAAAUGAGGAAGAUCUGCAGAUUCUUAUCCUGGAUUAUCUGAAAAGUUUGAAUGUCAGCAAAAAUGUAGUGCAAGGGAUCAUAAGCUUCUAUUUGUCUGUGAGAAGAGAGUGUGAAACAAAGCUGGUAGACGGGACAGGCCACAGGCCUCACUACAGCCUUCGUACUCUGUGCAGAGCUUUGAGAUUUGCUUCAUCAAACCCAUGCAACAAUAUACAGCGUUCACUUUAUGAGGGUUUUUGCCUGGGCUUCCUCACACAGCUUGACAGAGUUUCUUACCCAAUAGUUCAAAAGCUAAUAUGCCAUUAUAUCCUUUCUGGAAACACAAAAAACACCCUCAAACAGCCUUUGCCAGAGCCUAAAGGAGGCAGAAUGAUAAAAAUAGAAGGAUACUGGAUUUCAGCUGGUGAUAAAGAACCUACUGUGGAUGAAACUUACGUGCUCACACCUUCAGUUAAACUUAAUCUCAGAGACAUCGUCAGAGUUGUAUCAGCUGGGACUUACCCAGUGCUGAUUCAAGGAGAUACUUCCAUUGGUAAAACCAGUUUAAUCCGCUUUUUGGCUGCUGCUAGUGGAAACCAUUGUGUUCGAAUUAACAAUCACGAACACACAGACAUUCAAGAGUAUAUUGGCUGUUACACAUCGGAUGAAUCUGGCAAACUGAUAUUUAAGGAAGGUGUCCUUAUUGAUGCUAUGAGAAAAGGCUACUGGGUAAUCCUGGAUGAACUGAACUUGGCGCCUUCUGAUGUUUUGGAAGCACUAAACCGAUUGCUAGAUGACAACAGAGAGUUGUUUAUAACGGAGACUCAAGAAACUGUCAAAGCCCACCCAAGGUUUAUGCUUUUUGCUACACAAAAUCCACCAGGGGUCUAUGGAGGCAGGAAGGUAUUGUCCAGAGCCUUCAGGAAUAGAUUCGUGGAGCUGCAUUUUGAUGAAUUACCAAGUUCAGAGUUGGAGACCAUUUUACACAAACGAUGCCAGCUUCCACCUUCUUACUGUUGUAAACUUGUUAAGGUCAUGUUGGAUUUGCAGUCUCAUCGCAGAGGUUCAUCAGUGUUUUCAGGGAAACAUGGAUUUAUUACUCUUCGUGAUCUCUUCCGUUGGGCUGAAAGGUACCGAUUGGCAGAGCAAAAGGAGAAGGACUAUGACUGGCUUCAGCAUUUAGCAAAUGAUGGGUUUAUGCUUCUGGCAGGGAGAGUCAGGAAACAAGAAGAAGAGACGGUUAUUCAAGCUGUCAUUGAAAAACACUUUAAGAGGAAAUUGAAUCCCCAUUACCUCUUCUCAGAAGAAAGUAUGAUGAAGCAAAUGAGUCAGUUUACAGAAACAGCAUCUCCAUUGAUGUCUGUAAUGGAUGACCAGUUCAGUCACGUUGUAUGGACUCGAAGUAUGAUGCGGCUUGCAGUGUUGGUAGGCCGAGCAUUAGAGUUUGGUGAGCCUGUACUACUCGUUGGAGACACAGGGUGUGGAAAAACAACCAUUUGUCAGAUGUUUGCUGCCUUAGCCAAUCAGAAGUUGUAUUCUGUAAAUUGCCACUUGCACAUGGAGACAUCUGAUUUCUUGGGUGGUCUGCGACCAAUUAGGCAGCGGUCAAAGGUCAAGGAGGACUUGGACCAUCCUAGGCUGUUUGAAUGGCAUGAUGGAGCCCUUGUUUUAGCGAUGAAAGAAAAUGGCUUUUUCCUCAUGGAUGAAAUUUCACUAGCUGAUGAUUCUGUCCUAGAAAGACUUAAUAGUGUUCUCGAAACUGAAAAGAUGUUGGUGUUAGCAGAAAAAGGUAGUGAGAAUGAUGAAGUAGAGCUACUCACUGCAGGAAAGAAAUUCCGUAUUUUAGCCACAAUGAAUCCUGGGGGAGACUUUGGGAAGAAAGAGCUGUCUCCUGCCCUGCGUAAUAGAUUUACAGAAAUAUGGUGCCCACAAAGCAGCCAUCAUGAAGAUUUAAUACAGAUUGUAAAGCAUAACAUUCAUCCAGAACUUUGUCUGGUUGGAACAAACCACAAAGGGAAUGAUAUAGCUGAAGUCAUGAUUGAUUUCAUUGAGUGGGUGACAAACCAAGAAUUUGGACGCCAAUGCAUUCUCAGCAUCCGGGAUGUUUUGUCAUGGGUCCACUUUAUGAAUGCCAUGAUGAAAGACGGUCUGUCAUAUUCCUCCAAGGAGUGCCAGUUGUUUAGCAUCUCUCCAGUGAUAUCAUUUGUACACGCUGCGUGUCUAGUGUACAUAGAUGGAAUAGGUUCAGGCACAAUGGCCUGUUCAGCUGAUUCCGCUUUGCUGGCUCGUGAAAAAUGUUUGAAAUAUUUGUGUGGAAGGCUUUCCCAAGUUGUGCAACUCACCAAGGGUCAGAAGAAAGAACUAAGAAUCUAUGACUUGAAGAAGAAGAGGGAAAUUGUUUGGAUGGAGAACUGUGUAGGAAUCUAUCCAUUUUUUAUACCAAGAGGUCCUCUUUACCAGAAGAAGAAUGUCUCAGACUAUGCUCUAAAUGCAAGAACCACAGCAAUGAAUGCGCAACGCUUGUUAAGAGCCUUGCAACUUGACAAGCCCAUUCUCCUGGAAGGCUCUCCUGGUGUUGGGAAGACCAGCUUAGUGUCGGCCUUGGCGAAGGCUUCAGGAAAUUUCCUUGUUAGAAUCAAUCUUUCUGAACAAACGGAUGUCACAGAUUUAUUUGGAACAGACUUGCCUGUGGAAGGAGGCAAAGGAGGGGAGUUUGCCUGGCGAGAUGGACCUUUGCUCGCAGCUUUAAAAUCAGGACACUGGAUUGUAUUAGACGAGCUAAACUUGGCUUCUCAGUCAGUGCUGGAAGGUUUGAAUGCUUGUUUUGAUCAUCGGGCAGAGAUUUACAUUCCUGAGUUGGGGAUGAGCUUUCAAGUUCAACACAAGACGACAAAGAUCUUCGGAUGCCAAAACCCCUACAGGCAAGGAGGUGGCAGAAAGGGUCUGCCCAAAUCCUUUCUUAACCGAUUAACACAGGUCUAUAUGGACCCCCUUUCUGCAGCAGAUAUGGAGUACAUUGGGAACACUCUUUUUCCUGCUAUUGGUGAUAUAUUUAUUUCAAAGAUGGUUGAAUUCAACAACAAGAUUAACCAAGAAGUUAUGAUUGAGAAGAAGUGGGGACACAAAGGUAGUCCCUGGGAGUUCAAUCUGCGUGACCUUUUUCGAUGGUGUCAUGUGAUGCUUCUUGACCAAUCGCCUGGCACUUAUGAUCCAGGUCAACACAUGUUUUUGAUAUACAGUGACAGGAUGAGGACAGAAGCAGACAGAGAGAAGGUCAUAUCUGUAUUCAAGGACAUUUUUGGCCAGAGUGCUAAUCCAUAUAUGGGAACUAGACAGUUUCAUAUCACUCCUUAUGAUGUUCAGAUUGGUUUUUCAAGCUUGCCCCGUGCCAACUAUGUUCCUCCUCCUGGCAGAAAUCUGUCAUUGCUCCACCAUUCACUCCAGCCUUUGGAAUCCAUCAUGAAAUGUGUGCAGAUGAACUGGUUGGUGAUACUGGUGGGUCCUGCCGCUGCUGGAAAGACCAGUCUCGUUCAACUUCUGGCAUAUCUAUCAGGUCACAAGUUAAAGAUCAUGGCAAUGAAUAGUUCUAUGGACACAACAGAACUCUUAGGAGGAUUUGAACAAGUUGAUGUCAUAAGGCCGUGGAAGAGCUUUUUUGAGAAGGUGGAAAACGUUCUGAUCACUCUUCUAAGGGAGAACCUCCUCCAUGCUGCUAUCCACUCAAAUGAAGUUGAAAUUUUGUUGCGUGCUUGGAGCAAUUUCAUUCUUAAUUUCAAGCCCAGAUCUCUGGGACAAGGGGACCAAAAUAUCACUGAACUAUUGACUAAAUUAGAAGAACUGCUUCAGCUGAUCCAACGGCUAAACAACAGGACCCACACCUACUCAAGGUCAGAGUUCUCAAGUCUUGUGGAAGAGUUUAGAUGCUUCAAGCUGCAGGUGGUUCAGUUUUUGAACAGCAGCCACCAUGGUACAUUUGAGUGGGUUGAUGGAAUGUUGGUCGAGGCUUUGCAGUCUGGAGACUGGCUUCUGAUGGACAAUGUUAACUUCUGCAGCCCUUCUGUUUUGGACCGCUUGAACGCUCUGCUUGAACCUGGAGGGGUCCUUACCAUGAGUGAAAGAGGAGUAAUAGAUGGUGUAACCCCCACUGUCUCUCCUCAUCCAAAUUUCAGGCUGUUCCUUUCAAUGGAUCCUUUGCAUGGGGAAGUAUCCAGAGCCAUGCGGAAUCGUGGGAUUGAGAUAUACAUUCCUGGGGACAGUGAUGAGAAUUCAUUUGACUGUCAUGAUGUGAAACUGCUGUUACAUGGAUUAGGAUUGCUGGGAAAUAGCAUAUGUGAUGCACUUGUGGCUGUGCACACAGAAACAAAUGAAAUCAUAGCAGGUUCUACAUGCUCGCUGUCGUCUUUAAUUCACGCUGCAACGCUGAUCGUGCAGCAGUUGCAUCGAGGGAUUAGCUUAGCUAAAAGCUUCUAUAGAGCUUGUUGGGAGGUCUACAUUUGUUUACAACAGUCACAAGACAACCGAAAGCUUGUGCUGGACUUGAUAAUGAAGCAUGUUUCAGCUUUGGCUACCAGCGACACUAAGGGUGAUUCCCUGCUUGCCUUGGGAUUGUGGCCAGAUUCAGCAGCCAGUGCUUCGUUUGCAGCUGAGGAUUCUUUCCUUGCUAUGGUUCAGAAUGAUGCCCAGGUCUUGGCACAUUGCCUGAAUAGGCUGAAUCUUAAAAACAGCAGGACCCUGCCUCUUACUAUACAAGAUUUUCAGAAAAUUCUGCAGUGUCCUAAUCCAGAGUGUCUCAAAUUCAAUGGGGUUGAGAUAGAGGAGUGUUGGACAGAUGACAUGGAGGUCCUUUCAGCUUCCGUUAAAUUGUUCAUACAGAAGGCUUCCAGUCAGGACUGGUCACUGCGAGUUGAGUGGCUCAAUCAGUUAAAAAAGAACUUACCACAAGUGCCUGCUUUAGUACACACUCAGCUGGAAGCUGGUGCUGCGUCUCUGAAUAAUCUUUACUUCAGUCCCCUCUUCAGUGGAAUCAGUAAUGUAAUCAAGAUGCUACAACCACAUACAACAGAUGAGCAUGUGAUUCCCAUGGAUCCAAGAUGGAACAUGCAGGGCUUCUAUAUAAGAAAUUCAGUUAAUUUUGACACAGAAGUGGAACAUUCAGAUCAGCUGUUUACUCUUCUGAAGUCACAUUCAAAUCGGGCAAUAUUGUUUCUUGACCGAGAAAAAAAGAACUACAUUGAAAGAAGCGUGAUUAACAUGAAAAAAACAAGAAAUAGUGCCUUAAGGGUAUCUCUAGAGUUCCACAGAGACUCAAGCAACUAUAACUCACUUCCGCAUCCUGUUGUGGCUAAUCUUGCGGCAUUUUUUGAACACUGGGAUGCCUACAUGUUAAACUGGGUAAAGUUUGCUCAAGUGGUUGUGUCUGAUGAAAAAUUACACAAAAUACUGCACUGCUUAUUGUGGCGCGAUCGGUUUUGGACAACAUCUGACACCGUGACUGUAGAUUCUUCUGGCUUGACACUCUUGUCUCUUCACUGGCACUGGGUGGUGAAACACUUAAUCAGCAACAUUCCUGAGCUGCUGAGUGGAUUUGAGCAGCACAAGCUGUCCAAAGAUAUUGAGUCUGUCGCACAGCAAAUUCAGAAUAGCCUGGCAAGUCCCGCUAGUGUUUCUGCCAGUGUUAAGAAGCUGCAGAAGUGUUUGGGAAAGCCUCUUCCCUUCAAGGAUAAAGCAGUAGUAGAAUGUGCUACCCAUCUGCAAAAGCUCUCCAAAGCCCUGAGCGUCCUGGAGAUGAGGCCAGCCUUUGGCGAUGAUCAGAAGCAGAUAUGUACUCUGAAGACAGCUGCCACUGAAUGGGAGAUAAGAAAAGCAUUGCUUCAAGCUCAAGGCCUAGUUCUCAGAGCUAACCACUUGAAGGACAUUAAUUCAGAUGAAUUACAAACCUUUGUGAAUCUCCAGCAUUCAAAGCUGAAGCAAGAAAGGGUCUUGGUUGAGUCUCUUGAAGAAAAAUAUGCUGAGUAUCCUGUCACCAAGCAGACAGACCCUUCCUUAUUGACUCAGCUCUGCAGUAGGGUUCAGCUGUGGCCUGCGAUGGAGUAUCUGGCACUGUUAUGGCAGUACAAACUGACUGCAGAUUGUGUUUCCAAGGCAUAUAUGCGAAGGGAAGAUAGCAAUCAGCAGUUAAGCAUACAUUCAGAAAUAAGGCAGUUUAUUGCUUUCUGCCUUAAGUUUACACCUGCUACCUCACAGCAGCUUCAAGGACUUUUUUACCUGUUGGAUCUUCAUAUGGUGUCUUCAGAAGAACUUUCUCUCUUGUGGUCAGAGCUGGUGAAUGCUGCUUUAGCUUCAUUCUGGAGCACUACUGUAACCACAGAUCCAGAACAUUGGCUAGCCUGGCGGCCGGCAUCUGAGGAGGAGAAGAAGAUGCCCAAAUCCCUCAUGGACUGUUCUCUUAAGGGUGUGGGCAUUUUGAGUCGAGCUGUUUUCUCCAAGUGCCUCUCUGAAAUUCUGACUAGCAGCAGCAAGUGGAGCCAGUGGGAUGUGACGGGCCUUCCUGUUCUGUCAGCCUCCAAUGUGACACUGGGAGAAUGGCUGGAGAGAGCACAGCAGCUUCAGGAAGUCAGCACAGUUCUGUGGAACAACUUGGCCUUUUCAUCCAUGGCUGAAUUUAGAUUUACCGAUUCCAGGUUACAGCUUAUCAUAUUAGACAGGCAACUUAUGGCUCUUAAAGACCUGGUUCCAGUACAACUGCGAGACGAAUACCUCAGAAACUGUGAUAAGCUUUCUUCCAGGGAUCCAGUGGCUUUGCAGUACUUCUUCAAAGUACUCAGGGAAAUUGCUGCUCAGGACAUAUUACCUGAAGAGGUUCUCUGUCUCUGGAUGACUUGUUUGCAGCAGUUCUUUGGGCAGGAUGGAGGGCCCCAAAACUUGCCUGAAGCCGUGCACCGUGGCAGUCUCUGGGUAAAUCUUGGUCUUCUGCAGAUCCACAUAUGGCUUCCACAGACUCGGUUUGAUCCUGCAGUAAAAAGAGAAUACAAACUCAAGUAUGCAACAGAAGAGUUGCACCGUCUAGAAUGUGAAUGGAAGACACACAAUCUAUCAACUCGGCUACUCACAGGAAAAGAUCUUGAGGAUGAAACAAUCAGCAGGCACAGUCACCCACAUAUUAGGAUGUUAUGCCAAAGAAUGCAGAAACUGAAGAAUCAGAUUGGCAGCCUUGGCCGAAAACAAGCCUUUAGACCUCAGAGCCCUUCCUAUGACUGCUUAUACCAAGAGGUUCAUCAGUAUGUCAGCAGCAUCGCCCAGACUUCAAAAGUGCAGGAUCUCUUGGCUCGCCUUCUGCAGUUCCUGCAUGGGGAUAAGUCUCAGCCAGUCCAGAAGGUGCUCAGUGAAGAAGCAGCCUGGCAGCAGUCACACCAUCAGUUCAGAAAACAUUUGACAGAGGACUAUGCUGCUUUCCCGGAUGUAGUUACUCCGCUGCAGGCUGCCAUUUUGCAAAUGCAGCAUGGCCUGAGACUUGUGGCUUCUGAAGUCCAUAGGACAACACUGAGCAGUUUGGUCUGCCCGGCCAAGCUCGGCACUCUGGUUGCUUCUCUGAUGUCAUUUCCUUCUGUUGGAGGCACCUUCCCCACGUACCUUUCCCAUGCAGAUGCCUUGUGCUCUGUGAACUCUCUAGAUGUUCUUCGCAGUCUUCAGAGGCUGUCUCAGAAGUACUCCAUUGAAGGUUCAGACAGAGAGCAGAGGAUGUGCCUUACGCAAGAGCAGCUGCUGGUGAAUGCUUUAUUGUAUCUUCGCUGCCAUGCGCUGUCUAAGGGAGAACUGGACCAUAAGUCUCUGCAACUUUUUAAACAUCUGUACCAGGUAAUAAUAAAUGAAUGGGAUGAACAAGAGCGUCUGGUACAGGAAGAGGAGGAACAGAAAAACAUUCUGUAUAAAUACAGGACCAAAAGUCAUGGGAAUGGCAUGAGUGAAGAGGAGGAAGAAGAGAGAGAGUUUAGAAAAACAUUUCCUCUUCAUGAAAAGGAUUUUAAAGAUAUUACAUCUCAAGCCAACCUUGAGGAAGAAAUGGAAACUGAAGAUGGUUUAGAAAACAAAGUUGCCUUUGAAACACCUCCUCUUUCCCAUCACUCACUGAAAACUAUCAUGGCAGUUCAUCAGCAGCUAUGCCUUUGCUUCGCUCGAUCUUUGUGGUAUCAGCAAAACCUGUCCUCGGUUCAGACUAAAUAUCUCUUGAAUACAUUUAUCUCCUGUUACCAGACUGGUGCUUCACUGGUGGCCCAUUUUUAUCCUUUGAUUGGUUCUGAAAUGAAUGACAACCUACAGGGCUGCCAACUUCUUGCUAGCACAAUACUGCAGAAUACGCUUUUUGAAGAAGGGACUUCAGACCUUGCCUUGCAGCUUGAAGGGUCAUAUGACUUCUAUCAUCACCCUAACAUUCAGCAAGUUCAACUAUGCCAACCUGUCCUUGAAAACCUCACUAAAGAAGUGAAAGCACUGUUGCAAGAAUGGCCUGAACACCCUGUGCUUGAGCAGCUCUUGGUUGUGAUGGACAGAAUCCGUAGCUUUCCAGUCUCCAGUCCCCUCUCAAAGUUCCUGAAUGGCUUAGAAAUUCUGCUUGCCAAGGCUCAGGAUUGGGAAGAGGCUGCUAGUCGAGCAGUGUCUCUGAGGAAACAUCUUGAUUUGGUCACUCAGCUCAUCAUCCAGUGGCAUAAACUAGAGCUGAACUGUUGGUCUGUUAGUCUUGACAACACAAUGCAGCGUCAUACAGAAAAGUCUAUGAAACACUGGCUUUCAAUCUAUCAGAUUAUAGAGAAAUAUCGGCAAGAGCAGACAGAGAAGAAAGCUGAAGAAAUGAAUUUAACAGCAGUGGUCAGUAUGCUGCAGGCUUUCAUAGAAGGAUCCACCCUGGGAGAAUUUCACACACGACUUCAAAUGUUGCUGGAAUUCCACUGUCAUGUCUUGCUAAUGCCACAGGUGGAAAGUAAUGAUAUGUUGGGCAAUGUACUGUGGAAUCUAUAUCAUUACUAUAAGCAGUUUUCAGAGUGUGUCCAGGCAACGCUGACUGAAUUACGGCAGCCAAUUGAAAAAGAACUGAAGGAGUUUGUGAAAAUCUCAAAAUGGAAUGAUGUCAGCUUUUGGGCUGUAAAACAGUCUGUGGAGAAAGCUCACAGGACACUUUUUAAAUUUAUGAAGAAAUUUGAAGCUGUUCUCAAUGAACCAUGUCGUUCGGCUUUAAUGGAGACAGCCAAAGAUGAGCAAAUAGUUUCUUUGCAGAAGCAGGAGAUAUCUGAGAACCAGGAGACAAAAAUUCAGAGCCUGCACAAUAUAUUAAGAAAAAAACUGGCUACUAGAAUAGAUGCUGUUCAGGCUACUCAUUUAGAGGAAUUCCAAGCAGAUGUGUUUCAUCCUGAAUCCCUUCAGGCUCGCUUGCCUAAACUUACAAAGCGGAUGGCAAAGAUAUGUACAACUCUUUUGAAGAACAACUCAUUUUUGGAUCUGGUGGAAAACCUUGACCAAUUCACAGGUGAUGUAAUUUCCUCUGCGCAUGAGUUGCAAAACAUGUCUGUGAAUCUGCUUGCAAAUAAGGAAAAACAGAAGUCAGAGGCCAAGCAUUUACUUGUGCAGAAACAGAGGGCUCUGACAGAGCUCUUUAAGAACCUUGCAACUACAGGGUUGUCAUAUCGCAAAGGCCUUGCUUGGUCUCAUUCAAAAACUUCUCAGGAUCUGCUUUUCCUUCGUCCAUUGGAUUUGCGCAGUGCAUUGGCCUUGGUUAAUUGCACACACAAAUGGGACACAGCGUUGCUAUCUGAGAUCUCUUCAUCCUGGGAUGGAUGCCAGAAAUAUUUCUAUCAGUCUCUUGCACACCACUGCAGGCUUCAGACAGCAUUAUUGGCACCUUCAAAGGAAAUUGGGCUUGGUAUGAUCGAAAGAUGCAAAGGAUUCACUGCACACCUGAUGAAGAUGCUUGUGAAGCAGAGGCGCACUCUCACUGGCUUGACAGAGCAGUGGAUUAUCUUGAGGAAUCUUCUGAGCUGUGUACAGGAGAUUGAUGCAAAACUGAUCGUCCAUAAUGAAUAUGAUGUAGCAUUUCCUCCUCAAGAUGGCAUUCAGCAGUGGACUGACAGGUUACAGUACCUUGCCAUGCAGGCUGUGAUGGUCCUUGAACAGUUGUCUUGGCUUAUAGAGUGUUGUCCAAAAGGCCAAUUCAUUAACACUCCCAGGACAGAGAUGCAGUCGGCCAGUCUCAAAUGUGAAGGAACUGAACUGAACCCAACAAAAGUUCCAGUGUCAAUACCCAAACAUAUCCCUUCAGAACUACAGUAUCUCACUCCAGUGGCCUCAGAUCAGCUGCCCUUUGGGUGCAAGAUGAAAAAACAGGAUCCACAAUGUCAACAGUUGGCUUCCAGGGUGAAGAAUAUGCUAGUGGAAGUUAAGGCAAUAAAAGCAGAUGUGGACAGAGUAAGACAGCUAUCUUGUGAGACUCUUUUCCAUUCAUGGAAAAGCUUUGAAGUAUGCUCGUCAGGGAUUGAAUCUUUGUUUCAUGUUUCAACUCAGCUGCAAGAUAUAGAGUCUUCAUUUGUUUUACCAGAGACGGAACUCAACCAAACUGCAUCUCAGACAGCGCUAAUCAGAAGCCUUGUAUACAUCCAAGGAGAAAUUAAUAGAAGUGUAGAUGACUUUGCUAUCUGGAAGACACAACUGUUCAGUUCAAUAUCACAUUGUGAUGGGGACCAAAAACCAGAUGAUGGGUUUGUAGAGCACUUUUCUGGACAAGUAGAACUUGCAAUCCAUGCUAUCUUGAGUGCUAUACAGUGUUUAGUACAAAGAAGAAAAGAACGCGAAGAGAAAGAAACCUCUUUGGAGGAUGGGGUGCCCUCAACUGACAGGCUGAAGUCAGGGCUUUUGACUAAGUUAUUGGAUGAAGAUAUCUGUUCUGAUGUGAGUUCUUUGCAUGCACAGAAAAUAAUUUCAGCCAUUUCUGAACUUCUGGAGCAACUGAAAUCCUAUGGAGAAGAUUAUACCGCCUAUAAGUGCAAGCUUUUUAAUCAAUCUUGUUACUUACUGGUGCGUCUAAUGCCAGUACUCUGCAAGUAUUCCAGUAUUAUCCUCGUUUACCUCACUGUUUCCUUGGCCACCCACAGGAGUACUGGAAAAUUGCUUUCUGUCCUAGCUAAGAUAUUUACUGAACUUGCCCAAAAGGGGUUUUGUCUACCAAAAGAGCUCAUGGAAGAUGGAGCAGGAGAGGGAGCAACAGAUUUCCAUGACUAUGAAGGAGGUGGCAUUGGGGAGGGAGAAGGCAAAAAGGAUGUGAGUGACAAGGUAGAAAACGAAGUUCAGGUAGAAGACACUUACCAGAAGGGUCAAGAAAAGGACAAUGAAGACCCAGAAUCUAAACCAGAUAUUGAAGGAGAAGAUAAUGCAAUUGAAAUGUCGGAGGAUUUUGAAGGAAAAACUUACGAUGGAGAACAAGAAAAGCCAGAAGAUGAAAAAUCUGAUGAAGAUGAAGAAUUAGAUAAACAGAUGGGAAACCUUGGAGAUGCUGAAGCGGAUAAAUUGGAUGAGAGGCUUUGGGGAGAUGAGGAGGAAGAGGAUGAUGAGAGCAGUAGUGAGGACAAUAUAACAGAAACUGGACCAGGGAUGGAUGAGGGCAAUUCAGAGCUUGUUGCAAAAGAUGACAACUUAGAUGCUGGUAAUAAAAAUGAGAAACCACCCAAGGAUGAAGAAAAAGAGAAGGACGCAGAUGAUGGGGAAAUCGAAGAGAAAAUCCAUGAACAAACAGAUGAGCGUGAAUAUGAUGAAAAUGAGAGUGAUCCUUAUCAUGGAAAGCAAGAGAAGCAACCUGAAAUUGAGGCAUUGGAACUUCCUGAUGACCUGAACCUGGAGAAUGGAGAGAAGGAUGAGGAGGACAAGGAAGAAGAAGGAGAAAAUCCUUUUGGGAUAGAAGAUAAGAUAAUGGAUGUAGAUGAAAAGCAGGUAAAGGAGGAGGACACUGAAGAUAUGGAGGAACAUGGUAAAGAUCCUGAGCAAAUGGAAGAAGAUUCUUUUGAAGAUAAAGCAGAAGGAGACAAUAAUAUGGAGGAAGAAACAAAUGAAAAAGAAUGUGCAGAGCAUCCUAAUGAAAAUACCAGAGAAGAAGAUGAUGAUGACGCAACAGAAAACCAAAAAGAAGAAGAAGAGCAGAAAGAGACGGGCAUUCCUGCUGGUGAACAUGGCCUUUAUCCUCAGGAAGAGGAGAUUGCCGAUAAUCCUGACAAGGAUGUACAGUUACCCGACGCAGCUGAGAGACUAGAACAUGAAAUGUAUGGACAGGCAGGAGAAGAGAACCUGCAGAGUGACACUGCUGUAGAAUUGGCUGGAACUGCUUCUGAGAAAGAUACGGUUAAAGAGGAGCAUGGAAGUGGAGCAGCUGAUGCAAAUCAAUCAGAAGGCCAUGAAUCUGAGCUAAUGGCACAGAUGGCUUCUCGGAAACAAAGCAAAAAAAAGACACAGAGCUUUAAGAGAAAACCUGGACAAGCUGACAAUGAACGCUCAACAGGGGAUCACAGUCAGCAUGUCCAUAAGAGAUUAAGAAUGGUGGAGUCCAAUGGUGAAGCAGAGCAGAAGCCAAACCAGCCAGAACAAAAUGCAGAAGAAGCUGAUGCUUUUGAACACAUUAAGCAAGGCAGUGACUCCUAUGAUGCACAGACUUAUGAUGUAGCUAAUGAAGAACAACAAAAAUUGACCAUGCCUCUCAGUGAGGACAACAAAGAACCAAUUUCAGAAGAUGCAACUAUGGAACCAGAAGCUGAAAAUGCUGAGUAUCUUAAUGCUGUAGAAACAGAGAAGCUGAAUCCAGAGAUGAAAAUGUCUGCUGUUUCAAAAUCUGGACCAGCAGAGAUGGAGUUGGAAGCCCAAGAUCUCAAUUCUGAGGAUGAAAAAGAAUGUGGAACAGACAAACCAUUGUCAGAAGUCAAGCCAGACAGAAACAAAGAGUCCACUAUACAUACUGCACAUCAGUUUUUGAUGACUACCAAAAUUAAGCACAUUGUUAAGAAUCCUGAGGAGCUACGACAAGAACUAGAGAAGCAGCUGGAAAUCUUACAGGCUGGAAAAAUUGAUGAGGAGAAGGCAGCAGCAGAGAUGUGGCAGAGGUAUCUUCUACUCACUGCAGCCCUUUCCCAGCAGCUGUGUGAGCAGCUUCGACUCAUACUGGAGCCAACUCAGGCAGCCAAGCUGAAAGGCGAUUAUAGGACAGGGAAAAGGCUAAACAUGCGUAAAGUAAUUCCUUAUAUCGCCAGUCAGUUCCGAAAGGAUAAAAUCUGGUUACGAAGGACCAAGCCCAGCAAACGACAGUACCAGAUUUGCUUGGCCCUUGAUGAUUCAGCCAGCAUGAUAGAUAAUCACUCUAAACAGCUUGCUUAUGAAUCCCUGGCAGUAAUUGGAAAUGCAUUAACUCUCUUAGAAGUAGGACAAAUUGCUGUGUGUAGUUUUGGAGAAACGGUUCAGUUAUUGCAUCCAUUCCAUGAACAAUUUAAUGACCAAUCAGGAACUCGGCUAUUACAACUUUGCAAAUUUGAGCAAAAGAAAACUAAGAUAGCACAGUUUUUAGAAUCCGCAACGAAUAUGUUUGCCGCUGCACAGCAGUUGUCUCAGAACAUAAAUCCAGAAACUGCUCAGCUACUCCUUAUAGUAUCUGAUGGAAGAGGUCUGUUCCUUGAGGGAAAGGAACGUGUCACAGCAGCCGUCCAGUCUGUUCAGAAUGCAAAUAUCUUUGUCAUUUUUGUAGUGUUGGACAACCCCAGUUCAAGGGAUUCUAUCUUGGAUAUAAAAGUACCUAUAUUCAAAGGCCCAGGAGAAUUGCCAGAAAUAAGGUCCUACAUAGAAGAAUUUCCAUUUCCUUUCUACAUAAUCCUCAGAGAUGUGAAUGCCCUCCCGGAGACCCUCAGUGAUGCACUCAGGCAGUGGUUUGAAUUGGUAACUACCUCAGUCAACCUGUAAACUUUGCCUGGACAAACUGAAUUCAUCAUUGAAUAACUUGUUUAAAUGGGCCAGAAAUUAAAUAUUUAAAAUGAGCAUUCUUCCUACACAGUGAAGGAAACUAUGCAAUCCAUGAUAAACAGGGAAAAUGAGUAAAUUUACUCUUUGCCUGUAUCUGGAAACAGUGGGAAACCAUCUUCUCCCUUCAUUGCUAUCUGAAUAAUUUAUUCUAAGGUUUAUUUGCAAUGUUCAUGAGAAAAGUUAUUCCUAAAACUGUUUCUAUUGUAGUAAGAGACUAGUAAGUCAACUGAGAGUAAACUGCAACUAGAAAUGUUCAACCAUAAUAAAAAAUAUGGGUCUGUUUUAGGUUAACAUGUGUGAACGCCCUGUGGUUGGGGGGGGGGGGUUAAUGACACAGCCAAAAAAUAUUACUGGAAUACUUGAAACUGUUUGUGGUUGUUGAUUGUUGCUGGUUGUCUGAUAAUGCCAGAAGAGUAUUUUUUAUGAUAAGAAGGUGUCUGCAUUAUCAUUUUACACUGUGAAAUUUGCUCUCUGUCUAAUGCAAACAUUAAACAAACAUUUUGGUAUCCUAAAUCAUGCCCAGGACCCCCCCCCCCCCCGUCCCUUAUUUCAUUGCAAAAACUAUGCACCAUUUUAUGU